Molecule: messenger RNA, 477 nt
Organism: Penicillium odoratum
Lineage: Eukaryota; Fungi; Ascomycota; Eurotiomycetes; Eurotiales; Aspergillaceae
Exons: 4
Coding region: 1-477 (158 amino acids)
Source: RefSeq, a predicted model, not a curated record
AUGGACAUCGCAAAUUACUUUCUGAUCAAAAGACGCACAGACUCGCCUACUUCCGAUCAUGGAGAUGAGAUCGCCAUUGCGGCCUUGUAUCUGUUGGUAAUGAUGAUCAUGGCUGUGCUGAUCCGUCUUGCCUUUCGAUUCUCUAUGCUUCGGUCAUUCCAACGAGAUGAUGGCAUAAUUUCUCUUGCACUGGUCUUCGGCAUCGCGCAAUCUGCUGUUAUCUUUCAAGGGACAAAAGAUGGUAUGGGAAAGCGUCAAUCCGCCUUGAGUACGCAGCAAGUGAUCGAUGUGGAAAAGUGCCUAUACGCAUCUGAUCUCCUUUACGUUCUUGCCAUUGGCCUCACAAAAGUCUCCGUCUUGGAAUUUCUGAACAAACUUAUGCUUUUGGUCAUCGAUCGCCGUGACGAUCUGGAUAUUUCCAGUCUUCUUUACUUUGGCUUUCAAAUGCGGAGUACCAAGGCCAUGGGAAAUGGAUAA